Phytophthora nicotianae INRA-310 is the source of this 1335-nucleotide messenger RNA. RefSeq lists its product as hypothetical. The transcript is spliced from 2 exons. Lineage: Eukaryota; Oomycota; Peronosporomycetes; Peronosporales; Peronosporaceae. The coding region runs from base 92 to 820 and encodes 242 amino acids. The record is from RefSeq and is a predicted model, not a curated record.
GGUGGUGCGUCCGUAUAAUACCGGAUAAUGGAAAUGUAUACAAAGCCAACUCAAAAUUUAUACACCAUUUUACACGGAUUAUUAGCCACACAUGAGAGCGCGCAAGGUGGAGACCGCACUACGUCGCGUGCUGCGUGCAGUGAGGCCGCUUGUUGGUAGUGAAGUGAAUGGUCGUAAUGUGCAGACGGCGGCAGUACAGACCACAGCCUUUUCCGGCUUGAAUGUGUCGUCUCUGAGCCAAGCAAAGCGUCUAAACGUUGCGAUGGUUGGUGGCACCUUGGCGCUGGCUGCAGCACUGAAUAACGAGGCACAAAACGAGCAGAAGAAGGAGGAAGACGUCAAAGGAGGCUACAGAGUGAAUCCAAUCCAGAAUGUGACUGCGCUACUUCGUCUGUAUGAGCAGAUCGACCAGAACAUGAGUGUCUUCGCGGCGCGGAUGCUGGAGGACCUGGAACGCAGCGUGGAGAAAGAAAAGAAAGCGAACGGCGGCAAACUCACGCUGUCACCAGAGCAGCGCGCACUGAACAUGAGCAUCGCUUUCGAAUCCACACUCGAGAAGGUGCAGGACGCCGUCUUUCGUAACAAUUACGUGACUAAGGAUCAGGUACAGGAGGCCAUGCAGCAGCUUGUCACCGGCACUCUGCGCGGUGGAGGCCCUGAUGGCAAGAUCACCGUAGCCGAGGCGGAAACAAUCGACGACUUUGUGCGCAAGCUCGGACGGUUGCGAUGGAAGGUUACAGGCUCGCGCGAGCCGCUGAUCCCCGGCGCCAAGUCGACUUGGGUAUGUUGGGAGACCUGCUUGGUUGACUGGAAACGGUAGGCUGAUACUCUCGAGUGUAUUUUACUACAGAUGGUGCCUGAGGAGAAGCCCGAUAUUGAAGUCACGACGGUGAUUCGCGUCAUGGAGGAACUGAUCCCGUCACUGACAGCAGAGAUGGAGAAGAUUGCCACGUCUCUUCGCAAGCAGAAGUUGGCGGACGCUGAGUUCCGCAGCCAGCUCUCGCAGCAGUAUGUGAAGGCAUCCGGCAAGAUGACCGAGGAGAUCUGCAAGAAGUUCAAGCUAGACAUGCGCGCCUUCCAAGCUGCACUCAUGUACUACCACGACAACGACCAGUUCGAGAAGACACUAGCCAAGCUGGCUGAACAGCAGCAGAAGAGAUUCAAGGAGCUUGGAUUGUAAGACUCUGAAAGAUCCAUUUGUUGACCGCGUGUGGUGCGGCUUAAUCCCUGAGAUCUCUCUAUCUACCCUUCUCACUACAGGAAACGCGGCAGCCUAUAGAGACCCCACGCCGCCUUGUAGCAGCCAAAAAUGACGAGAAGUUGAGUAUCCAUUUC